AUGGAGGACCCCGUGGCGCCCGGGGUCGGGAGCUCGUCUGCCAAUAGCAACGGCAACGGCGGCGGCAAAGGGAAGCAGGCAGCACCCAAGGGCCGGGAAGCGUUCAGAAGCCAGCGGCGGGAGUCGGAGGGCUCUGUGGACUGUCCCACUCUGGAAUUUGAGUAUGGAGAUGCAGAUGGGCACGCAGCAGAGUUGUCAGAAUUGUAUAGCUACACUGAAAACCUGGAAUUCACCACUAACAGGAGGUGCUUUGAAGAAGAUUUCAAGACUCAAGUGCAGGGCAAGGAGUGGCUGGAAUUGGAGGAAGAUGCCCAAAAGGCCUAUGUGAUGGGACUCCUGGACCGACUGGAGGUGGUCAGUAGGGAACGGCGACUAAAGGUGGCCCGGGCUGUUCUGUACCUGGCCCAAGGCACUUUUGGGGAAUGUGAUUCAGAGGUCGAUGUACUACACUGGUCCAGGUACAACUGCUUCCUGCUCUAUCAGAUGGGGACCUUCUCGGCCUUCUUGGAGCUACUCCACAUGGAAAUCGACAACAGUCAGGCCUGUAGCAGUGCUCUUCGGAAACCAGCCAUCUCCAUUGCUGAUAGCACAGAGCUCAGGGUGCUGCUGAGUGUCAUGUACCUAUUGGUGGAAAAUAUUCGCCUGGAGCGAGAGACAGACUCCUGCCGUUGGAGGACAGCACGGGAGACCUUCCGCACUGAAUUGAGCUUCUCCAUGCAUAAUGAGGAACCUUUUGCCCUUCUGCUUUUCUCCAUGGUUACCAAGUUCUGCAGUGGCCUGUCUCCCCACUUCCCCAUAAAGAAGGUCCUGCUUUUGCUCUGGAAAGUGGUUAUGUUUACCCUCGGUGGAUUUGAGCGUCUACAGGUUCUCAAAGUACAGAAGCGGGCAGAACUGGGACUGCCUCCAUUGGCGGAAGAUAGUAUCCAGGUGGUGAAGAGCAUGCGCGCCGCCUCCCCACCCUCGUACACCCUCGACCUGGGGGAGUCUCAGCUGGCACCACCACCCUCUAAGUUGCGAGGCCGCCGUGGUUCUCGAAGGCAACUCCUCACUAAGCAGGACAGCCUGGACAUCUACAAUGAAAGAGACCUCUUUAAGACAGAGGAGCCAGCCACAGAGGAGGAAGAGGACUCUGCUGGUGAUGGAGAACGAACCUUGGAUGGAGAAUUAGACUUGCUAGAGCAAGACCCUCUUGUGCCACCUCCACCCUCACAGGCAUCCCUUUCUGCUGAGCGGGUGGCCUUUCCCAAGGGCCUACCCUGGGCCCCAAAGGUCAGACAGAAGGACAUUGAGCACUUCUUGGAGAUGAGCAGGAACAAAUUCAUCGGAUUCACUCUGGGGCAGGACACAGAUACCUUGGUUGGAUUACCCAGGCCCAUCCACGAGAGUGUGAAGACUCUAAAGCAGCACAAGUACAUCUCCAUUGCAGAUGUUCAAAUCAAGAAUGAGGAGGAUCUGGAGAAGUGCCCCAUGUCUUUGGGGGAAGAGGUGGUACCAGAAACGCCAUGUGAAAUCCUCUACCAGGGCAUGCUCUACAGCCUCCCUCAGUACAUGAUUGCUCUACUUAAGAUUCUGCUGGCUGCAGCCCCCACCUCCAAAGCUAAGACAGACUCUAUCAAUAUCCUGGCAGAUGUCCUGCCUGAGGAGAUGCCCAUCACUGUUCUCCAGAGCAUGAAGUUGGGCAUCGAUGUGAACAGACACAAGGAGAUCAUUGUAAAGAGUAUCUCUGCCCUGCUCCUGCUCCUCCUCAAACACUUCAAACUGAACCAUAUCUACCAGUUUGAAUAUGUGUCACAACAUUUGGUAUUUGCCAACUGCAUUCCAUUGAUCCUGAAGUUCUUCAAUCAAAAUAUCUUGUCGUACAUCACUGCCAAAAACAGCAUUUCGAUCCUGGAUUACCCUUGCUGUACCAUUCAGGAUUUGCCGGAGCUUACUACAGAGAGUCUGGAAGCUGGAGACAACAAUCAAUUCUGUUGGAGGAACCUCUUUUCCUGUAUCAACCUUCUGAGGUUGCUCAACAAACUGACCAAAUGGAAGCAUUCCAGAACCAUGAUGCUGGUGGUAUUCAAAUCAGCUCCAAUCUUAAAGCGGGCCCUCAAGGUCAAACAGGCCAUGCUGCAACUUUAUGUUCUGAAGCUGCUAAAAAUACAGACCAAGUACCUGGGGCGCCAGUGGAGGAAAAGUAAUAUGAAAACCAUGUCAGCCAUCUAUCAGAAAGUACGCCACCGCAUGAAUGAUGACUGGGCUUAUGGGAAUGACAUCGAUGCCAGGCCAUGGGACUUCCAAGCAGAAGAAUGCACCUUGAGGGCCAACAUUGAGGCUUUUAACAGCCGCCGGUAUGACAAACCCCAGGACUCUGAAUUUUCACCUGUGGAUAACUGCUUGCAGAGUGUGCUGGGGCAGAGGUUGGAUCUGCCUGAGGAUUUCCACUAUUCAUAUGAGCUCUGGCUGGAGAGAGAGGUGUUUUCACAGCCCAUCUGUUGGGAGGAGCUGCUCCAGAGUCACUGAGCUCUUAGGGAAAAAACAUCUGAUAGAUGGGGUUUGGCUCCAAUAAAUGGUGCUCUGCCUACCCUGCCCAUUCGGCCUUUGUUUCCAGCUCUGA
Enhydra lutris kenyoni (northern sea otter) is the source of this 2599-nucleotide messenger RNA. RefSeq names its product striatin interacting protein 2. Lineage: Eukaryota; Metazoa; Chordata; Mammalia; Carnivora; Mustelidae. Bases 1 to 2505 code for a protein of 834 amino acids. The transcript has 21 exons. Gene Ontology annotation, biological process: cytoskeleton organization. Gene Ontology annotation, cellular component: cytosol. The record is from RefSeq and is a predicted model, not a curated record.